AUGUCUCGACAACCAGGUAGCAUUAAGAUUUUUGGUGACACAUAUCCUAAUGGUGUCUGGGGUGAACUCAAGGAAGGAGUUGCUUCUCACAUAUAUGGAAAUCUUGUUGCACUUGCUUUGUUCAAUGGUGAAUCAAAAUUAUUUGCAUGCACGGGAUUUUUCAUUGACUAUGCUGAUAAAUGCCCGGCUAUCCUGACAUCAGCAAGCUUGGUUAGGAAUCUUGAUGGCACAAUUAUUGAGGGCUUAAGGAUUGUGGUGUUGCUUCCAAACAAUGAACGUUGUGAAGGGAAAUUGGAACAUUAUAGUUUACAUUACAAUGUUGCUCUUGCCAGCGUCAAGAAUUAUAAUGUUGAUUGUCCUGCGCUGAAACAUCAGACGAUGUAUUAUUCUACCAAGGUAGUAGCUGUGGGCCGUCGCUUUGAACCAGAUUUAGUUAUGGCUGCAAGUGGAAUAUGUACCAGGUGGUCAGGCAAACUGGAUUGCAAUGAUCUUCGUUACACUACAUGUACAAUCACUAAGGCUGGGAUUGGAGGGCCCCUUGUUGAUGUCAACGGCAAUUUUGUGGGCAUGAACUACUAUGAUAGGAACAUGGGAACUCCGUUCCUGCGGUUUGAUCUUCUCUGCGGAAUUCUGAACUAUUUUAAGAUAGGACAGUAA
Molecule: messenger RNA, 657 nt
Organism: Miscanthus lutarioriparius
Lineage: Eukaryota; Viridiplantae; Streptophyta; Magnoliopsida; Poales; Poaceae
Source: the annotation of a GenBank genome assembly